UUACAUGCCCAGAUGUAUUUACAAUUUCAACUGAAACAAUGACAAACUCAUUAAUAUUUCAAGAAAAAUUAGGUAGCACUUCUAUUCAAAAUAGAGAUUAUUCGUUAAAAACUUAUGAUCAGUGUAAGAAACACUCAAAUUGUCAAUGUGAUUUUUUUGAUAUAAAUAAAAGAUGUGAUAAAUGUGAUUCUACUUGUGAACGAAAAAUUGCAGCUUGGAGAAGAGGUACUUUACCAAAAGAAGUU
This is a messenger RNA of Racocetra persica, 245 nucleotides long. The record is from the annotation of a GenBank genome assembly. NCBI's taxonomy places the organism in Eukaryota, Fungi, Glomeromycota, Glomeromycetes, Diversisporales, Gigasporaceae.